UCCCUAAAUUUAACCGUUAGACGAUCAUAGUCCCAUAUUUGGUUAUUGGGUCGACCCGUAUAAUACUAGCGGCCCCGACACCCAAAUCAAGAAACCAAAUCGAUUGUCUUGUUCAGAGUUGUUCUUCCGCUGCUUGCUGCUCAAUUCUCAAUUCUCAAUUCUCAAUUCUCAUCAUUUUCCUGCAGAAAUUGAUGAAAUCUUGAAGCUUACGAACGAUUUUACUCAUCAUAAUGUCCAUUGAAUCACACAAAUCCGUUCGUUUUCUGUGUUAAUUUUAAGGAAAUGGGUGUUGGGGGGAAUUUUUGGGAUUUACUUAAACCCUAUGCUCGAACAGAAGGGUUUGAUUUUCUGAGAAACAAAAGGGUCGCCAUUGAUCUAUCGUAUUGGAUUGUUCAGCAUGAAACCGCCAUUAAGGCUCACACUCGAAACCCUCAUCUCAGACUCACUUUCUUCCGUACCAUCAAUCUGUUCUCCAAGUUUGGUGCUUUUCCGGUGUUUGUGGCAGAUGGAACCCCAUCGCCAUUGAAGUCUCAAGCAAGGAUCAUGCGGUUUUUGCAAGCAUCUGGAAUUGAUCUUACAAGCGUGCAGCUGGCGGAUGGAACUUCUGUCGAAAGAAAUAGAAAGUUCUUAAAUUGCGUUCAAGAAUGCGUGGAGUUACUUGAACUUUUUGGAAUGCCGGUUUUGAGAGCGAGUGGAGAGGCCGAAGGACUUUGUGCACAAUUAAAUAGGGAAGGUCGUGUUGACGCUUGUAUUACCUCUGAUAGUGAUGCGUUCCUCUUUGGCGCCAAAUGUAUUAUUAAGCGCCUCAAGCCCAACUCUCAGGAACCAUUUGAGUGCUAUCAAAUGUCGGAUGUGGAAGGUGGCUUAGGACUAAAGAGAAAUCACUUGAUAGCCAUUGCACUUUUGGUCGGAAAUGACCAUGAUUUGAAAGGUGUACAAGGGAUUGGGAUCGAGACGGCGCUUUCUUUUGUGAAAUUGUUCGGUGAAGAUGAGGUUUUAGAUAGGCUACGUGAAUUAGGAAGCGGAAAUACGCUUACUAUGACUUAUGUGGAUGACUCUUCCCAUAACUCAGAUGUAAACACAACGAGAAUGAGGGUUUCUCAUUGUUCAUUAUGCGGACAUCCGGGAAGCAAGAGAUCUCAUCUAAAAGAUUCUUGUGAAUGUUGCAGUUCAAGUACGAUCAAAGGUUGCACACAGAAACCAAUCGGGUUUACAUGCGAUUGUUCCUCAUGUGAUAUGGAUAAGAAAGAAAAGGAGCAAACGAAGAAAGAAGCUUGGAAAACGAGAGUUUGCAAAAAAAUUGCUGCGGAGCCGAACUUCCCGAAUGACGCAAUCAUUCAGAUGUAUUUGAGCAACAACCACAGCAGUUUCACCGAUGCCGAACCGUUUAUAUCGUGGAAAAAUCCGAGUACGGAAAUGUUAGUUGAUUACGUAGCUUAUAAACUGAACUGGGAACCCUCGUUUAUCCGGCAAAAACUCUUUCCGCUUUUGUCCACCGUUUUCUUGAGAAAUAUAACCAAAAAUCAAGAAACCGAUUUGUUGUUUGGACAAUACGAGUUUGAUUUCAUUCAGAGAACGAAGAUGAGGUUCGGUCAUACGUUCUACGUGGUUAUUUGGAAAAAAUCUGCAAAAACAGUUGACAAUCGUAUCUAUGAGGCGCAUGCGGAAGAGGAGGCCGAAGUUGAAGAAGAUCUUGACGAAGUGGACCACGUGGUGGAUAUCUUCGAUGAACCGGAUGUCACCAACGUUCGUGUUGAUAACGGGUGCUUAACGACUGAUGAAAAUAGGGAUCUUGUUAUGGCUGCGUACCCCGAAAAGGUUGAUCAAUUUAUGCAAGAGAAGGAGUCGAAGGAAAUGAAAUCGAGGAAAAAAUCUAGAGCGAAAUCUCCGUCGACCACACCCGUGAAUUCAUCAUCGCCGACAUCAAGAAGACUUCAACUCAAUAUUACACAAUUUUUCCGUUCAUCUAAAGGAGAGUCGACCGAAAACUCAAAAGACAACGGUUCUUCUUCAGGAAAUCUAUCGAAAUCUGCUAGGCGUCGCCUUCUACUUGAAUAAUUCGUGAUUUUGUUGCUUGCGAUUUGUGAAUGUAGCGGUAAUCGAUCGUAAAUAGUUAGUUUGAUAGUAUUUGCUAGCGGAAUUUCUUGUUUACUCCGCAAUAUAGUUUCAAAAUUUGCCGUAUCUGUCUCUCUUUUGCAUGCUUUUAACAGGAUGUG
Cynara cardunculus var. scolymus (artichoke) is the source of this 2216-nucleotide messenger RNA. RefSeq names its product flap endonuclease GEN-like 1. Gene Ontology annotation, biological process: pollen development. Lineage: Eukaryota; Viridiplantae; Streptophyta; Magnoliopsida; Asterales; Asteraceae. Bases 283 to 2058 code for a protein of 591 amino acids. Gene Ontology annotation, molecular function: 5'-flap endonuclease activity. The transcript has 8 exons. The record is from RefSeq and is a predicted model, not a curated record.